UGCGUCUUCCUCUCGCCGAGCGCGCUCUCGCAGCUCGACGCGCUCGCCGCCUUCCGCUACGAGCACACCUUCCCCCACGGCAGCCUCACAGUGCGGGCCCUCACCCCGACCGACGACGCCGAGGCCGAGCUGCUCGUCCGCCUCCUCGCUUCCUCCUUCUCCGAGGACGUCAGAUGGGCCCCCGCGCAGCGCUACGCCCAGCUCCUCGCCUUCGUCAUCCGCCGCUACCUCUACGAGCGCCGCGGCCUCGCGCCCCACGCUGCCGUCCUAGUGGGUUUCUACAAGCCCGCCGCCGCGGAAGAAGGGGGGGAGGGCGAGGUCGACGGGGAUGAGGGAGAGAUGGCGUGCACCGCCGAGGUGUCGCUGGACGCGGUGGGCGCCCCGGGGGCACCGCCCACGCCAACGCCGCCGCUCGAGUUCCCUUACAUCUGCAACAUGACCGUGAAGACCUCGUUGAGGAGGAGAGGAAUUGGAAAACAACUUCUUAAGGCAUGUGAGGAUCUGGUUGUCAAGAUGGAUGCCAAAACGCGUGUAUAUCUUCAUUGUAGAAUAAUUGAUGAAGUGCCGUUCAACAUGUACAUAAAAGCAGGAUACGACAUUGUUCAGACUGACAGUAUCCUUGUUUGGCUGAGCCUCCAGAAGCGCAAGCACUUGAUGCGCAAGGAAUUACCGCAAGUUUCUGUUGGUAGUGAUGUACAACCUUAGAAUUUUGAGGGGCUGAACAUGCCAUAGCACCAUCAGGUAAACAUAAGUUGAAUCUUGUGUGUAAAUCUUAUGCUUCUAGUUAGCCCUAAUUGACAUGUGCAUAUUUACUACUGUAUUCUCCUUGUCAACUGGCUAUGAAAAAUGGUUUUUGUGGAGA
Molecule: messenger RNA, 862 nt
Organism: Triticum aestivum (bread wheat)
Lineage: Eukaryota; Viridiplantae; Streptophyta; Magnoliopsida; Poales; Poaceae
Exons: 2
Molecular function (GO): acyltransferase activity, transferring groups other than amino-acyl groups
Source: RefSeq, a predicted model, not a curated record